Molecule: messenger RNA, 615 nt
Organism: Ostertagia ostertagi
Lineage: Eukaryota; Metazoa; Nematoda; Chromadorea; Rhabditida; Trichostrongylidae
Source: the annotation of a GenBank genome assembly
AUGGUUUCUCCUGAUGAAGGAUUCAGUUCUGAUGACGAAGUGGAUGUGUCAAAAAAAUCUCUGACGAAAAAAGAGAAACAGGAAUUGGAGCGGCGUCGGUUGAAGAACAAAAAGAAGAAGUUAUCAAAACGACGACGUGGAGGAGUGGAAGAUAGUGAGGUCAUCAAUGAUGCGGAGACUCUGGAAGUGGAGAUCGACUAUGUCGGGGAAGCACCAAAAUUGGACGAGAAUGAUCCCAAUUACCAGUAUUUCAAUGCAAUUUUCAAUGCUUUUAAGAUUGAACCAAACCCAGAUGGCACUGAGGGUGAAGAUGGAGCUGUUUCUUCUGGAAAGGACCACAAAAAGGAUGAAGAAAACAAUCGCGCAUCCAUAUCUGAGAAAAUUUUACAAGAAGAAAUUAAUGAUAAAUUGAAUGAUCCUAAUGAUCCUGAAAAGAUGUCCAGAAGAAAGCUCCGUUUGGCCAUGCAACCAAGUAUUGCUAAAUUGAAGGAGUCUACCCGCCGUCCUGACGUCGUUGAAUGGGCAGAUGUAACGUCGCGGGACCCAUUUAUACUUGUUGCGCUGAAAUCCUAUCGCAAUACUGUGCCGGUUCCCCGUCAUUGGAACGCCAAGCGA